Sparassis crispa is the source of this 2874-nucleotide messenger RNA. RefSeq lists its product as hypothetical. The record is from RefSeq and is a predicted model, not a curated record. Gene Ontology annotation, biological process: protein phosphorylation. Gene Ontology annotation, molecular function: ATP binding; protein kinase activity. The coding region runs from base 1 to 2874 and encodes 957 amino acids. The transcript is spliced from 10 exons. Lineage: Eukaryota; Fungi; Basidiomycota; Agaricomycetes; Polyporales; Sparassidaceae.
AUGUCUUUGCAAGUCCGGACGUGCAGUAGCUCCAGCGGCAGCGAGAGUUGCUCUGACGGAUUGUUUAAUUACGAGAUACACGAGGAGAUUGGCCGUGGCUCGACAUCUGUAGUGUAUCGUGCGACGUGCAAGCGUGGCCGGCUACGCAAUCGUCUGGUCGCGUUGAAGAAGAUUAUACUUGCAUCCCAUAAUGGCGAAACGGAGGUAGCUCACUUGGCGCCCUCGACUGCCCUGCAUCAAGCACUCCAUCAUCCGUGUAUUGUGUCCCUGCUCUCCACUUUCUCCACGCCGUCCAGCCAUUAUCAUGUAUUAGAACUGUGCUCUCGCGGAACUCUUUCUUCCCUUCUCAAGUCGCGUCAACCCUCGUUUUUGUCCGAGGGCGAACUCAGAGGGGUUGUCAAGAGUUUGGUGGACGCCCUCGUCUAUCUGAAAAAGGAGCGUGUUCUACAUCGGGACCUCAAAGCCAGCAAUAUAUUGCUUACAGAAGACUUUCGCAUUAAACUCUCCGAUCUUGGUCUGGCGACACAACUGCCUUCAGCUGAUUGCACCGCGUCGACCUUCUGUGGUUCUCCAAACUAUGUUGCGCCAGAGGUUAUCUCUCGUAGACCUUACUCCUUUGGCGUGGAUGUGUGGUCUCUAGGCUGUCUCAUGGUGACAUGCAUGACAGGUAUUCCUGCAUUCGAGGCGCCCUCCGUACACAAUAUAUUUCAGAACAUCUGUCACGUAAGUUACACGUUACCUGCGAGCACAUCGCCAGAAGCCAAAGACCUAAUUUCUUCUCUACUUCGACUUAACCCAGCCGAUCGGAUCCCUCUGCAACAAAUUUUACUACACUCAUUCUUUCAUCCUUCACUGCCUGUAGUGCCUCUUUCCCUCUCAUCCUUUCAUUCCGAGAAACAACCAGCGAUACACAUCGAAAAUAUCCCUCCACCUUUCAAACCAAGACCCGGAAGAUACCCAGACACACUGUCCAAGGUGCCGAUGUCUCAGAAGGAACAUCCGCUGACAGGACCGGUCUUGAACAAGCCAAGGAAUCCCAUGGCAAGUAUUACCAAUCGCAAUUCACGAGAUCUCUUGAGCAAUGAGCUUUUGCAACCACCCGGCCAUGAUCUUACUAGGCGGGUGCUCUCCGCGCCGCAACCUGGGCGGGUGUCGACAUCAGACUUUGGCGUCCCUGCAGUCUUCUCGAGGAUCCAGUCUGUUCCCACGACACCUGCCUUGACUGCUGACUUGGAGUCUUUGCCAUCCAUGAAGACCAUCGGUACUCUGAGGGAUGACUAUUCAUCUGAACCGGGCCAGGACCGAGUACCGAUUCAACAUCUCCUUUUGUCUUUACCUAAAGAACUCAACGGUGAUAAUGUCGUAAAACAACGACCGAGGAAGUACUUCUCUAAUGCUGCGGAUUCUGACAAAAGAUUCACUCCCGUUACUUCUGGCCCCCCUGCGGUCUCCGGGGAUAAACUUACUGGAUGCCUUCCUCAGCCAGGGUUAGGCUCACAUCACUCGCGUCCCUUCUCUCAGCCAGCUUCUGCCGUUCCCUUUGGGAGUGCUCGACCGAGUGUCUUUACCACCUCCUACCUGGCUCCUCAGACACACAAGAUUGCUCAUGGGCAACUUGUCGUCCUACCUUCACUAUCCCUUCUAGUGGACUUGCGCGAAGGCGAGCGGAGAAAAGGUAGGAAAGGCGACGAAGUCCUAGUAAUCAGCUCGGACGGCAAAACGAUUGACAUCUACAGUGCUCCGCAUCUCAGCACGCCGUGUUGCUUGGCCGAGCCUAUUGCAACUUAUACACUUCAAGAUUUACCCACGAGAUACUGGAAACUUUAUGACGAUGCGGGCCAUGUUGUCAAUCAGCUGAAACAACGUAUACCCAAGCUUGCUUUACACAAUCCGGAAAAUAAGUGCACUCUCAUGGCGAACGAACCUCUGGGCGACAUAGAAUUGUUGUUCUCACCUCUCGAAGCGCAUUGCCAGAAGAGCGUGCAAAAAGAAGAAGGUGCACAGAUGCGCAUUCGGCUCCGACGGACAAAGCGCUCUCUCGAGAUUGCCCGUUGCAGUCCUCGGGUGAGCAAAACGGGGACGGAAGAAUGGGUGCGAAAAGUCUUAACGACAGCAUCACGCAGCUUCGACAUCGCAGAAGAGGACUGGGCGGUUUUGGAUCCAAUCGAAAGAAUGGGGCUGGGACAUCUGGCCGCCUUCUUGCGUGUCUGUGAAACAGUCGAAGCUCUCCAAGUGGACGGCAGCGCUCUGCCUCAUGUGCAGUUACAGUUUUCGCCAAGUAUGGACGAUACCCUCCCUCGGCCUAGUGCGAAGCAGUCAAACAACGGACGGCAGCGUCUUGAAGAAGUGCUCAACAGGCUUGAAGGCAACGCAAGCCCCAAAUCGCAGUCGAGUGUGGACGUAAUUGCGCCGUCAUCUACCUGUACGGAACAUGACGAACGACUGCUCUCCGCGAAAUCGGUCCAGCCAUCAUUGUCUCUUCCUCAGCGUCCACCCAAAUUCUCCUAUGCAAUGUCUAGCUACUCGAGCGAGACGCAACCCCCUUCUGACGCGCUCUCUGUUCAAGUUUCUGCCCAUGGUAGCUCAGGCAAUAGAGCGAAGACGUCAUUGACAGCCGGAGGCACAGGAGUACAGACCCGAUUCCUUCCCACCAUAGGGUGGUGUAUCAAGCGUGAAAUUGGCAACGCAGAGCUAUAUCAGAUCAUGUUCCAUGAUGGCGCAUCCUUGGAAGUCGAUCCUGGCGGUGACAGAGUUCAGCUUUCGAGCAGUUUAGGGGACGAUCUGAGAUUGACAUUCAGGGACGCGCUGCGAGACAAAAGGCUCGCCGAACGGAUGGCAGCUUUCGAUAGCUUCGUGGGGUUGUUUCCUAAGUGA